GCAGAAACCUGGACAUAGGCAGUGUGUUGGAAAGGCAAACUGGCUGGACUUACGCAUAGCUGAGGACUUGAUCAAAGAUGUAUGGGCCCUUCAGUGUGCGUCGGGAGCGCGUUCCUGACCUCUCCUGUCUGCAUCAGUACAGUGAGUGGCUGGCCAGCAGGCAUGAAGCCAGCCUACUUCCCAUGAAGGAAGACCUUGCUCUGUGGCUCAACACUAUUCUGGGAAUUAAUAUAACAGCAGAGACCUUCAUGGACAUGUUGGAGAAUGGAGUUGUGCUCUGCCAGCUGGCUGAAGAGUUACAGGAGAGGAUGAUUCUAGCUAGCAAUGACAAGCCCUUUAUCCGGCGUGUUAUUCACUGGAGAGCUGAUGCAGCUCGUGGUUCAUUUUUUGCCCGAGACAACGCAGCCAACUUCCUGUACUGGUGCCGUAAAAUUGGCAUAGGCUCAUCCCAUCUUUUUGAGUCAGAAGAUCUGGUUCUCCGAAGGCAUCCACGUGAUGUGUGUCUGUGCCUCAUGCAGCUUGGGAGAAUUGCCUCAAAAUAUGGUAUCGACCCACCUGGUCUGGUCAAACUGGAGAAAGAGAUUGAGAAAGAAGAAUUUGGUUCCAUGUUCUUUGCUUCACCGUUUCACUCUCCCUCCAGUCCUUUUUUCUUUCACCCUGUUCAAUCACCACCUCCUUCUUCCCCUCCUUGUAUUUUUCCUGCCUCUCUCUCUACAUCCACACCACCUGCCUCUCCACCUCCAUCCCCUCCUCCAGACUUCACCUCUGCCCCAGUCCAGCAACCUGAACCUGAACCAGAACCCGAACCCGAGCCUGAACCUGAACCCGAGCCUGAGCCUGCACCUGAAAUCAAACCCGAACCCGAACCUGAACCUGAACCUGCACUUGAACCUAAGCAUAUUUCACCCAGUCCCCAGUCACCUGUUCAAACACCCACAUCCACCCCCACCUCACGCCGCCUGAACAAAUCCAAUGGAAAAAAGAGCAAAGACAAUCUACUGGAUGAUAUAGUUCAGCAAAUCUCAGAAGAUCCACCAUGCAGAUGUGAGGUCAGGUUCUGCAUUGAGAAACAGCCCAAAGGCCGUUACCGAAUGGGUGAUAAAGUGCUGUAUGUGAGAAUGCUGAAUGAUAAGCAUGUUAUGGUGCGUGUUGGUGGAGGCUGGGAAACUCUCGGGACGUACCUGCUGAAGCAUGAUCCAUGCAGGACAGCUUUGCUGAAAUCCUGCAAACCUAAUAGCAAGUCACACAGCACCAGGGAGUCACGGGACAGUUACCUGGAUGUAGGCACCUCCUCACGCCUCAAAAAACAAAUGUCACAGCCUUGAUUUAUGCAGAAGGUAACAGACAAUCAAUCAACAGUCAUGUCUUGUACUGCUGCCUCUGCUUUGUUUCUGUACUGUUGGAUUCUGGGUGGAGAAAUCAACAGGUCAGGCUGAGAUGUUGAUCUGGAUGGGAAACUGAUAGUCCAGGUGGCUUGAACAUGGAUUUGGCUUUAAUACAAUGGGAAAAUAUUUGUAUAAGAUAUAAGUAAGGGUGUUUUCACACCUAGUUUGUUUGAGCCCUCCAAACGCUUUCGGAGCGGUUCAGUGUGUAUAUGUGAACAAACCAUGUGAUCUGAGACCCCUUAAAAGGACCCCAGAAGCGAACCGUACUCAGACCACCUCCGGAGGUGGUCUGAGUACGGUUCGUUUGUGGGUUCUUUUGUGGUUCGAUUUGUGUGUGACAUGUGAAAGCAAUGAGGUCCCGGUCCGCUUUGCGUUUCGUUUCGCCAAAUGUCCCUGUAGGCUUGCCAUACCUGCAGCCGUGUUCCGUCACUGUGACUGCUGAAAACACAAAACUUUUCGCCAUGGCAGAUCGCGGAGUCAUGUGGUCUUAUGAAGAAAGCUGUGCACUUAUUGAUAUUUGGAAAGAGGAUGAAACAUAAAAGUAUGUUAUGCCAUGUGAUGACAACUUGUAAAGAGGCCAUUUUGAAUACCCAAAAUCCAUUGCUGCACAGAAUUCUGGGUUCUGAGAUCAGGGUCUGAGAUUCAGGGUCUGAGAUCACUUCAAUACUAAAGAGGACCAAAAAGAGAACUGGGUUCUCUUUUGAGUCCACUAUAUUGUGAACACCAAACGGACUGAGGUCACAUUCGGCUAGUUCCUUUUCUGGUUCACUUUAAGUGAACUGGGUUUGGUUCUUUUAAAACGAACUAUAUGUGAAAACACCCUUAGUGCCUUGUUAAAAUAACAUAUAUUUGCUUUUGACCUAAAAAGCACAAGGGCAGAAAUCAGUUUCUCUCUCUCUCUCUCUCUCUCUCUCUCUCUCUCUCUCUCUCUCACUCUCUCUCUCAUAUGAUUUUACUCGAGAUUGUUUGAACAAAAGCAUACUUUAAACUCGUGUUUAUCGAGUGUUUGAUUUGUGGUUCAAAAAUUUAUCAUCUACAAUGAAUUGAGUUCACAAUAAAAAAAACUUCAUUCUUUUGUUUCUUAUGUCUAGCAUCUGGAUGAAUAUAUAAAACUAUGCAGUUGAGUGGCCAAUUACCUAUUUUUGUUUAAGAAUAUAA
Messenger RNA from Tachysurus vachellii, 2543 nucleotides. It is a transcript of the gene gas2b, whose product is annotated as growth arrest-specific 2b. Gene Ontology annotation, cellular component: actin filament. The coding region runs from base 78 to 1325 and encodes 415 amino acids. The transcript is spliced from 8 exons. Gene Ontology annotation, molecular function: microtubule binding; cytoskeletal adaptor activity; actin filament binding. NCBI's taxonomy places the organism in Eukaryota, Metazoa, Chordata, Actinopteri, Siluriformes, Bagridae. Gene Ontology annotation, biological process: actin crosslink formation. The record is from RefSeq and is a predicted model, not a curated record.